UCAAGAAAGUAAACUCGAACUACUACUACACGAUAUUUUUUUGAAAAGAAAAUAUUUCUUCCCGCUCCACUAAGGUUGUGCAAACGCCAGAAGAAAGGAAAAAAAGGAGUUGCCAUCAUGGUGCUAAUGAUACUACCAUUCAUUGGACCGGUGUCCGUAUCUGAGAGUCUGGUUGCAAUGACAACGUUGUGUCUGGUCUACCUGAUCCUCAAGUUUUUCCACACUGAGAUUCCUGAGGGACUUCGUCGGCUGCCCGGGCCAAAGCCACUGCCCAUCAUUGGGAACGUGCUGGAGGUGGGCAGCAGACCUUACCUGAGUCUCACUGCCAUGAGCAAACGCUACGGGGACGUCUUCCAGAUCCAGAUUGGCAUGCGUCCUGUGAUCGUGCUGAGUGGCAAUGAAACAAUUCGACAGGCUCUCAUCAAGCAAGGGGAAGAGUUUGCUGGAAGACCUGACCUGUACAGCUUCAGGCUCAUCAAUGAUGGCAAGAGUCUGGCCUUCAGUACGGACCAGGCUGGCGUCUGGCGUGCCCGCAGGAAGCUGGCCUACAGUGCCCUGCGCUCCUUCUCCACCCUGGAGGGCACGACCCCAGAGUACUCCUGCAUGCUGGAGGAACACAUCUGCAAAGAGGGGGAGUAUCUGAUCAAACAGCUCAACACCGUCAUGAAGGCUGACGGCAGCUUUGACCCCUUCCACCACAUUGUUAUCUCUGUUGCUAACGUGAUCUGUGGGAUGUGCUUCGGCCGACGCUACGACCACAACGACCAGGAGCUGGUGAGCUUGGUGACCCUCAGCGACGAGUUCGGCCAGGUGGUGGGGAGCGGUAACCCUGCGGACUUCAUCCCUGCUCUCCAAUUCCUGCCCAGCACAACGAUGAAGAGGUUCAUGGACAUUAACGCCCGCUUCAGCCAGUUUGUGCAAAAGAUUGUCAGCGAACACUAUGCCACCUACGACAAGGACAACAUUCGUGACAUCACCGACUCUCUCAUCGAUCACUGUGAGGACAGGAAGCUGGACGAGAACUCCAACGUCCAGAUGUCAGACGAGAAGAUCGUAGGAAUAGUCAAUGACCUGUUUGGAGCUGGCUUUGACACCAUCUCCACUGCCCUUUCUUGGUCAGUGAUGUACUUGGUGGCUUACCCAGAGAUACAGGAAAGGCUUUAUGAAGAACUGAAGGACAAAGUGGGUCUGGAUCGAACUCCUCUUCUCUCUGAUAGACCCAACUUACCCUUUCUGGAGGCCUUCAUCCUGGAGCUCUUUCGCCAUUCUUCAUUCCUGCCCUUCACCAUCCCUCACUGCACGACAAAAGACACAUCUCUGAAUGGCUACUUCAUUCCCAAAGACACGUGUGUCUUCAUCAAUCAGUGGCAGGUCAACCAUGAACCUGAGACGUGGAAAGAUCCGUCUUCCUUCAACCCAGACCGCUUCCUGAGUGCUGACGGCACCGAGGUCAACAGGCUGGAGGGCGAGAAGGUGAUGGUUUUUGGCAUGGGAAAGCGACGCUGCAUCGGCGAGGUCAUUGCACGAAAUGAAGUCUACCUCUUCUUGGCAAUCAUUGUGCAGAAGCUGCACUUCCACACGAUGCCCGGGGAGCCGCUGGACAUGACCCCAGAAUACGGUCUCACAAUGAAGCACAAACGCUGCCACCUGAGAGCCACGAUGCGUAUGAGGAAUGAGCAGUGAAGCUAUUUAUAAUGUGCAAUUUAUGAAACAAUACAAGUUGACUAUAACACUGUAUGGGUCAGGAUAACAGUCAGUGAAAGAAGCAUCUUUCUCAGAAUGUAAGGCACUGGAUGCCGAAUUUAUCUACAGAGCUCGUGGCAUUGAAGCCAAUAAGUGAAAUGUGCUUGUUGCAGAUUUUCAGAGAUGUCUAGGUAUGUGUGUGGACAUAUAUCUGUCAUGUUUUUGCUUGUCUAAGAGAUAUUCCUGCACAUGGUUGGUGCUUCUCAGAAGUAUAAGGAGAUGCCUGGUUCUCCUGUGUUGUGUAGUAAACUAAUCUGCUCCCAUUAAGAAGCUAUACAACACUCAAAGUCUAAGUUGCCUUGUUUGGGACACGCAGUAUGUUUUACUAAGUCAUUACUAUUAGGCCACUGCAACUUACAUUGUUUUCUUCUGUGACACAGGACUCUGAACUGAACAUAUCACCUUAUGAUAUAAUUUACACAUCUAAGCUAAUUAUUUUGAUUCCAUUAUAAUGUGGAGGUAAGACACUGAAGCUAUAUCUAUAUCCCAAAAUGUGAUUUUUGUGUGUAUAUCAAGUUCUUUGUAUUUUUUAACGUGAUUUUUAUGCGCCUAGUGUUUGUAUAUAUUUGAGGUGAAAUAGUUGAACACCAAAAAAGUUCCAGUAUUUUUUUUGGAGUAUAUCAGUGGGGUAUACAAUUUUGUAUUUCUAUCUUAUGUAUCAAUGAUUGUAUGACAUGUAAGGGCAUGGGCAUCCUUUAAUCAGCCACUCAA
Molecule: messenger RNA, 2454 nt
Organism: Cottoperca gobio
Lineage: Eukaryota; Metazoa; Chordata; Actinopteri; Perciformes; Bovichtidae
Gene: cyp1a
Product: cytochrome P450, family 1, subfamily A
Exons: 7
Coding region: 118-1683 (521 amino acids)
Biological process (GO): progesterone metabolic process; hormone biosynthetic process
Molecular function (GO): heme binding; iron ion binding; steroid 17-alpha-monooxygenase activity
Source: RefSeq, a predicted model, not a curated record